ACGCAUUUGUUUAGUAUCAAUAGAACAAUGUUGUCAAUAAGAUGUAUACUUCUCUCAUUGUUGUCCGUUUGGGCGUUACAAUGUUCAGCUUUAAUAAAAAACCAAACACUGGUAGCGGUGAAAAAGGACAACAAUCGAAUAACUAUUCAGCCUAAACUCUAUAUCGUUAAGCCCAAAGAGAUAAUUAUCGCCAAAGCUAAAUAUGUAGACAGGAUCAACAGUACUGGAUGGGGUUAUUUAGAGAUUAGGACUUCACAAAAAGCUAGAGACGAAGAUCAAGCUUAUGGUGCCGGGUAUUUGGAAGGAACGUUAACCGCUGAUCUCAUAUAUAGCCAUUGGUUUAACACAGCUAAAGACUAUUGCACCGACCGUUCGGAGGUCUGUGAACAAUUAAAAGAUUACAUGACGACCAAUAAAGACUGGAUUAAAUCGAAAUCAAAUGAGUCCGACCCAUACUGGUACCAGAUCGGACUGUAUUACAAACAACUUGAUGGGUUGUACGACGGAUACAUGCGAGGCAAGUCACCCGAUACGCCCGACUUGACUUGGGAUGAUUUAUACUGGUUAAACGCUCUCGACGAUUUGGGCGACUUAUCUAUUGCUCUAGAUCCAUCAGAAUCUAGGCACCGUGUCCCUGGAAAUGGAUCAUGUUCGGCCCUUAUCAAACUGCUGCCAGGAAACAAAGACAUGCUUGUAUCGCAUGUGACGUGGAGCGGAUACGAAACAAUGUUGAGAAUACAGAAAAGGUAUAGUCUGCGUUAUAGGAAGAGCAAAACGUCCGACAAACUAAUACGUGGGUUCGACAUGUCGUUCAGUUCGUUCCCGGGUGGUAUUCAAUCCGGAGAUGAUUUUUACCUGAUAUCUUCUGGUUUGACCACUAUGGAGACUACUAUCGAAAAUUAUAACAAUUCCUUGUGGUCUAACGUGAAACCGGUCGGUCAGAUUUUGGAAUUUGUGCGCGCAAUGGUCGCGAACCGCCUGGCUACCAAUCCAACUGACUGGGUGGACAUAUUCAAGCUCCACAAUAGCGGCACGUACAACAAUCAGUGGAUGAUCGUCAACUACGCUGCCUUCCAACCGGGAAGUCCGUUGCCGUCCAGAGAUGUACUUCACGUCCUCGAGCAGAUGCCCGGUCAUGUGAUGCACGAUGAUUUCACCGGCCAUUUAAUCAAUCAGACGUAUUGGGCAAGCUAUAAUGUGCCAUAUUUUCCUUUUAUAUUCAACAUUAGUGGAAACAACGAUAUGGAACAACGUUACGGCUUGUGGUUCUCAUACUCGGACUCGCCUCGGGCUCGUAUUUUUGCCAGAGAUCACACAAAGAUUCAUUGUAGCAAUUGUAUGUUGCAUCUGAUGCGAUCCAAUAAUUUUACACAAGAUCCAGAAUCCCGGUGCAACUGCAGUCCACCAUAUUCGGCAGAAAACGCGAUAUCUGCCAGAAACGAUUUGAAUCCCGCGAACGGUACGUACCCCAUUGAAGCGUUGGGUCAUCGGUCGCACGGAGCCACCGAUGUUAAAGUUACUUCGAGCCAGCUAUUCCAACAGUUGCAAUUCAAAGCGGUUUCUGGCCCCACUCAAGGUAGUAACAAUAGUUUAGGACCUUUUUGUUGGAGUAAAUCGGAUUUUAACGAUAAAGUCAGUCAUCUUGGUCAACCCGACUGUUUUAAUUUUAAACCAGUAUUACAUCAAUGGUCUUUAUAAAAUAUGUAAGUAUAGAUAUAACGAGUGGUUGUUAUCUAUAUCUAUUAAUAAAAAGUUAUAUAUUUUAAAUAUACUUUA
This is a messenger RNA of Aphis gossypii (cotton aphid), 1776 nucleotides long. Its product is annotated as putative phospholipase B-like 2. Bases 28 to 1698 code for a protein of 556 amino acids. Lineage: Eukaryota; Metazoa; Arthropoda; Insecta; Hemiptera; Aphididae. The record is from RefSeq and is a predicted model, not a curated record. Gene Ontology annotation, cellular component: extracellular region. Gene Ontology annotation, biological process: phospholipid catabolic process. The transcript is spliced from 8 exons. Gene Ontology annotation, molecular function: glycerophospholipase activity.